Rhizopus microsporus ATCC 52813 is the source of this 1014-nucleotide messenger RNA. Its product is annotated as kinase-like protein. Gene Ontology annotation, cellular component: cytoplasm. Gene Ontology annotation, molecular function: ATP binding; protein serine/threonine kinase activity. The record is from RefSeq and is a predicted model, not a curated record. Lineage: Eukaryota; Fungi; Mucoromycota; Mucoromycetes; Mucorales; Rhizopodaceae. The transcript has 5 exons. The coding region runs from base 1 to 1014 and encodes 337 amino acids. Gene Ontology annotation, biological process: actin filament organization; peptidyl-threonine phosphorylation; actin cortical patch assembly.
AUGCACCAAACAGCGACUAGACAAUCACGUAUACCCGAACAACAAGGCAUUGGUCAAACACUACCUCCUGUUCCUGUUGGCAUCGACAUUUCAAAUGCUCCCCCUUUACCUCCAGGUGCUAUGCCUACUGGUACUAAAAUUCAAGUGGGAAAGUACACAGUUAUAAUUCAUAACUUUAUUGCAGAAGGUGGUUUCGCACAUGUUUAUCUUGCUAGAAUCGAAGGAAAAACGGGCUACGUCGUUUUGAAACGAGUGGUUGUUCCUGAUCAAGAACGGCUUAAAAUCGUUGAAAAAGAGAUUGAGUUUAUGCGACGACUAGGAGAUCACAAAAAUAUUGUGAGAUAUUACGAAUCAAGGAUAGACGUCUUACCAGCAGGUGGUUAUGAGGCUUUCAUCUUGAUGGAGUAUUGCCCUGGUGGAGGAGUGAUCGAUUUGAUGAAUCGAAGAUUACAACAACGUUUGACUGAACCAGAGAUACUGAAAAUAUUCAGUGAUGUCACUGAGGCACUGGCUUAUAUGCAUUACUGUAAUCCACCUGUUUUACAUCGUGAUUUGAAAGUGGAAAAUAUCCUUAUCCUUAAUCAAGAUCAUUACAAGCUAUGUGACUUUGGUUCAGCUGCAUUAUCAAAAGGGCAAUACGUACCAAACACAAUUAAAGAUAUUCAGCGACUUGAAGAUGACAUACAGCGUCAUACUACCCUUCAAUAUCGUGCACCUGAAAUGAUUGACGUCUAUCAAAAGAAACCUGUGAAUGAAAAAGCAGAUAUUUGGGCAAUGGGCGUCUUAUUAUACAAGCUUUGCUAUUACACAACACCAUUUGAAGAGGAAGGACAGCUGGCAAUCUUAAAUGCAAAGUAUACCAUACCAAACUUACCUGUGUUCUCCGAAGGAUUGCGUCGAUUGAUCAUGUCCAUGCUUCAGGAAGAUCAAAAUAGGAGGCCAAAUAUCUAUCAGGUCAUGAAGACCGUCUGUCAAUUGAGAGGAGUAGAGUGUCCUAUUCGAGAUGUAAGUUGA